AUGAUUUUGGUGACGAAGUCCUCGAAGAAGCGGAACCCAAGUGCUCCCAAUUCCCCGAAACCAUAUAGUAACGCAAAUUCCCCACAAAAGCCUCAAACAACAGCCGGUAGGAUCCCGCAAUCUCAUCGUGUCAUUACCACAUCACUCAUUAAUAGAAAUAGAGAGUUAAUCCCGACUUACGAUAAGUUCUUUGAAACUUUUAAUUCCAUUGGGAACAUCGUGUGGAGUGAUGUCUUCAAAUGUUUAGAAACACGUUGGACUAUAUACCGCGCGUUGUACGCAAAGCUCCAAGAGAACAGUAUUGGUAUCAUACCCGACGACGCGAUGAGCGCGUUGGUCAAAGUCACGAAAGAGACAGAGUACUACGACAACGUCUCUUUUGCACUCUUCUUUGCGGCGUUCUGCGACUUCCAAGCAAACGCACGACACUACAGACAGCUUGCGAGUUACUUUGUACAGAGCGAGAUGUCGUUGUUUGCUCAGCGAAUAGCAACAAUAUCAAUGGAAGGGUUGGACGGGUAUCUACGACAAUAUGACUACCACCCGCAGCCAAUCACUGACGUUGAAAAUGUCUUUUUAAAUGAGCAAAAGUACUUUGCGCUUCCGUUAGUCAAAGUGCCGUUUUACGAAGCGGGCAAAUUCUUCCGCACUCGAGAACUUCUGUUGCGAGAUGGGUUUGCGUUCAUCUCGAAACAAGAAAUCAUCGAUUUGGUGACACUGAAAUACAGAGGCAAAAUCCAGGAAAUCAUUAAGGAGAUGGGAAACGCAGAUUUGAUGGCAAAAGUACCGACAGAACUCCACCCAAUGUUACAGUUUUACAUGGAUAAUGUUCCUAUGGUUAAAAGUAUAUCGGAGAAGGGAUAUGCACAGGCUGAGUGUUCAAUUGAGGAGGCAAGAGAGUCACUUGGGAUGUUUGCUCCUUGUGCGUUUUCUAUAUACCGGAGAUUUAAAAGAGAGAAGCACUUGAAACACUUUGGGAAAUUGCAGCUUGUGCUGUUUUUGAAAGGGAUGGGACUUGACAUGGAUGGAACUAAAAAGUACAUUGACGAGGUGGAGAGGCUUGACAAAGACGCCAUCUAUGCUAUAGAACAUGCGUACGGGAAAGUUGGAGGGAAGAAGGAUUAUUCGUCGUAUGGGUGUGUUGGGUUGAUGUCUCACAAUCGAAAUGUGGGGGAUUGUGAUGGGUGUAUCAUGAAUACGUUGAAAUUUAGUAAGGACGAUGUGAGAAAUAACUUGAAAGACUUAUUGGAUUUUCGAGGAGUGGAGGGGAACGAAAGGGAAUCUAUUUAUGAGGACGUGAUGAACUCCGUCGACGCGAAAUUGCCGAUGCAAGCGUGUACCAAACUUUUGUGUUUGUUAAAUGGGAAGGCGUGGAAUGAGGAAGUGCCUGAGAUCGCACAUCCGAACAACUAUUAUCGACGAUUUAAAAAGAUGGUCAAUGAAAAGAACAGAGACUCUGUCGAAAAACUGAUUGAUGAACUUAAAAUGGACGAAGAGGAGAUUGUCGAAAACAAUGAAGAAACAAAGAAAGAAGUGAAGAUGGAAAUUGAGGAAAGAAAAGACAAAGUUGAAGUGAAAGAAGAGAAAGUGAGUGUAGAAAAUAAGAUGGAUGAAUCAUAA
Entamoeba invadens IP1 is the source of this 1620-nucleotide messenger RNA. RefSeq names its product DNA primase large subunit, putative. Lineage: Eukaryota; Evosea; Mastigamoebida; Endamoebidae. Gene Ontology annotation, biological process: DNA replication, synthesis of primer. The coding region runs from base 1 to 1620 and encodes 539 amino acids. Gene Ontology annotation, cellular component: alpha DNA polymerase:primase complex. The record is from RefSeq and is a predicted model, not a curated record. The transcript has a single exon.